Messenger RNA from Eimeria acervulina, 669 nucleotides. RefSeq names its product 60S ribosomal protein L10, putative. Lineage: Eukaryota; Apicomplexa; Conoidasida; Eucoccidiorida; Eimeriidae. Gene Ontology annotation, molecular function: structural constituent of ribosome. The coding region runs from base 1 to 669 and encodes 222 amino acids. Gene Ontology annotation, cellular component: ribosome; cytosolic large ribosomal subunit. The transcript is spliced from 4 exons. The record is from RefSeq and is a predicted model, not a curated record. Gene Ontology annotation, biological process: ribosomal large subunit assembly; translation.
AUGGGGCGUCGUCCAGCUCGCUGCUACCGUUACUGCAAGAACAAACCCUACCCCAAGUCCCGCUUCUGCAGGGGUGUACCGGACGCCAAGUUGCGCAUUUACGACGUGGGCCGCAAGAAGGCUGACGUAGAUGAGUUUCCGGGUGUUGUCCAUUUGGUCUCUGAUGAAUACGAGCAAAUCUCAUCAGAAGCCCUAGAGGCUGCCCGCGUCUGCGCGAACAAGUACAUGAUUAAGCACUGCGGCAAGGACAACUUCCAUUUGCGCAUGAGGGUCCAUCCUUUCCACGUUCUCCGGAUCAACAAGAUGCUUUCAUGCGCAGGGGCUGAUAGGCUGCAGACAGGUAUGAGAGGAGCCUUUGGGAAGCCCACGGGUUUGGUGGCGCGCGUGAACAUUGGGCAAAUUCUCAUGUCCAUCAGAACCAAGGAGUCAACGGUGAACAUCGCUUCCCUGGCCCUGCGCCGCGCCGCCUUCAAGUUCCCCGGACGCCAGAAAGUAUUUACUUCCAACAAGUGGGGUUUCACACCCUUCACUCGAGAAGAAUACAAGAAGUGGCAGGCUGAGGGCCGCAUCGUCUCUGACGGCGUCUGUGCGAAGUGGUUGGCGAAGAAGGGGCCGUUGUCCGACACCUUCCCGUUGGCCAAGGACAUCCAUCUCCCUGUGGAAUGUUGA